Molecule: messenger RNA, 426 nt
Organism: Colletotrichum abscissum
Lineage: Eukaryota; Fungi; Ascomycota; Sordariomycetes; Glomerellales; Glomerellaceae
Exons: 1
Coding region: 1-426 (141 amino acids)
Source: RefSeq, a predicted model, not a curated record
AUGACAAGGUUCAAUCCGUCUCAGUUUCAACGGUCGGAAAGCAUAAUUGAUUUCAUUGCUCGCGUCGAACAGAAGGUACUGGGACCUGAGAGCUUAGGAUACGUGGACGACCCCUCCGAUGAGGCUCGCAUUUGGCAGCAUGAUGAUCGACUCGGAGCGUCUUCAGACACGUUCAGAGAAGCUCGAUCUCUGAUACCGCAGGGUAUUUCGAUCAACCAACCCCUCACAGAACCCGGUCGGCGGCACCCCGAGGACGCUUUCGACCGAAUGGAAGAGGAACUAUCUGAGAUCAGAUAUCAUGGCGAGCGACCCGAUCAAAGUAACCAAUACUGGGAACAGCAGCAAAAACAGGCGGAGGACGACAAGUACGAUAAAGACGAAAAGGAGGAAAUGCUCGCCUUCUGGCGGCCAAAUUACUUUCAUUAG